This is a messenger RNA of Linum trigynum, 2873 nucleotides long. The record is from the annotation of a GenBank genome assembly. NCBI's taxonomy places the organism in Eukaryota, Viridiplantae, Streptophyta, Magnoliopsida, Malpighiales, Linaceae.
AUCAACUGCAACAGAGAUGUUUCCUCCAAUCAUCUUUAGUGCCCGAUUUAGAAGCAAGUCCUCAUCUUUGUGUCAAACGGAAACAUUCAUGGGUUCUUAACUCCCCUGUUAGUGUAAAAGCAGCAGCAGCAAAGAAGUUUGACAACACAACAAGCACCCAGGCAAAAUGAUACAAUGCAGUAGGUGAUAUGUGUCUCGAAGGUUUUGAGUUACUAAAGUUCAUGUUAAAAAUAAACAUGAAUUAAAAUGGAUUAUUCUAUUAAGCAAACAUCCACUCUAAUCAUACAAAGAUCAGAUAUCCAAUUCACAAACAAUUAAGCCAUAAAAAAUUAUCACACAUCCACCACUUUUGAUUGCCUAAAUUUGGUUUUUCGCAAAGUUAUGGACUCUUAAGGGUAACGUUCAUGGGUAGUCUGUUUCAUAACUCUAGAAAGCACAGUAAGCAGCCACCAGCCAGACACAGUGCGGUAGGCGAAUAUGAUUCUCAAUUCACAAUUUCUCACCACCGGAAGUAAGAACAGACCAUAAUAAGCGUAGCGUUCAUGGGUGGUCUGUUUCAUAGCACUACUACACAAUUUGUUAAAAAAGAAAUAAAGGUCUUUAGCAUCACGACGGAACAACUUUUACAGGCCAACAACGACAACAUGAUGCAACAAUGAAAAUGGAAUGUCUCCUUAGUAGAGUAUAUUAUAAGCAAAUUCCCUUCUUUGUGACCUGAUACGAAUCAAUAGUAUGUAUCCUUUAAAUUUGUAUACAUGUUGUAACAAGAUCUGGCCGGUCCCAAAGCUAUUCAGGAAAUGGAACUUCCUUUUGAAGGGUGUGCUGCAAUGUGUGAAAUGAAUGUAAAUACGUUCCAAUGCUCUUAUCUAUCAGAAUGAAUGGGAAAUACUAGUGGCUUGUGGCGAGGAACCCUGUAAUGGUUAGUCUGAUGUGGGCAUGGUUUGGUUUCUCGAACGGAUGUGGUCUUGAAUUUGAAUGGACGAUAGGAAGGUAAUAUUCGUUAUUCCCUUCAUUUGCCUGGACGAUAGAAAAGGCAGAGUAUGACAAAUUUGCGAAAGGUGGUGUUGGCCAUCUUGUAGACCAGUCGAUCAUUUUAAUUUAAUGACUAGAAUGAGCGGAAUCCGCACCACCAUGUGUUAGCUUGCUGCCGCCACUCGCAUCGUAUCCCCUCUGAACUCCAUUCUUCUCCGGAUCUUGGCUCCUCGAAGCUCUUCUUCCAUUAGCUGAUGUUCAAUGGCAUUUCUACUCCCCAAUUUCUCGCCCCCUCUCCUUACUGCCAAUAACAAUCCCAAGGAGAAGCCAUCAACCAGCUUUCAACUUCAGUCUUCGAGUUAUCUGUCGUCCUUAGCUGCCACCGCCACCGCAGCGGCGGAGCCGGCGGGUUCCAGCGCAUCUCCUUCACCUCCUCUGCUUAACAGCUCGCCUCCUCCCGCCACCAAUCUCAACCACCGCAACAAUGAUUUCUACGUCAACUUGGGGUUGGCCGUCCGGACUCUGCGAGAGGACAUGCCUUCCCUCUUCAUCAGAGACCUCAACUACGAUAUCUACAGGGACGAUAUAACGUUUCGCGACCCAGCCAACGUUUUCGCGGGAAUCAGCAACUACAAGCUGCUAUUCUGGUCGUUGAGGUUCCACGGCAAGCUUCUGUUCAAGGACAUAGCUGUGGAGGUUUACAGGAUUUGGCAGCCUUCGGAUAAUGUGAUAUUGAUACGGUGGAACGUGAAGGGGAUUCCUCGGGUUCCAUGGGAGGCCAAGGGUGAAUUCCAGGGGACUUCUACCUACAAAUUGGACAGGAAUGGCAAGAUUUACGAGCACAAGGUUGAUAACUUGGCGUUCAAUUUCCCACAAUCGCUCAAGUCCGCUGGUGUUUCCAUUGCCGAUUUGGUUGCUGCUAGUCCUGCUCGUGUCAACCCGACAUUCUUGUUGUGGCACGCCGAGGACGAGAAGGAUGUCCCUGAUUCUGCCUGCUCGUGGUUCGAGUUCUACGACGCAGUGAGAGAGACUGUUGUGCGGGAAAGCUAUGAUGCUCUGCUCACUUGUUGCUCCUAGUGCUCACAUUGAAUGACCCCGAUUACUUACAGCCUGGCUUGUAAAGGAGGAGAGUGCAAGACAGUUUUUGGGCAAAUUAGCAAUGCCAAUGAUGAUGUGCAUGGAACAACGGCAGAGGUUUGGCUGCUGCUGUGUACAUACUAGUAAAGUAUUAAGGAUGGCGGACAAGUUUAGAGGGAGAGCCUUAUUUGGCAGGAGCUCUCAUCAUAUGUCUAGGGAUAUAUUCAGACGUAUUUGCUACUAUACUAUUACCAUAGAUGAAGUAUCAUACUACACUUGACUAUCCAUUGUUCCAGACGAAUUUACAUUUUGCAUUGGCUAAAGGGAAAUCAUGGUGGAUGCAUGUAGCUCGCUGUUGUUGUCACGCUUGAUAUGAUCGUUCUAGCACAUAGGCAGCAUUUUCAAUUUUGAAUCGACUCGUGUGUAGCUCUCUGCUGCCAUUGCCAUCCCUAAGUGUGUUUUACGUUCUUCGCUUCGGAACAGGGGAGCAUUUCUUGUUACUGCAACUCUUUCUAGGUGCAGGUUAUUCAAACCAUCUCAAUUAUACAGAUGUUUGCCAUUUUUUUCCAGGCAAACUGUAGCGGAUAUAUUCAGACGUAUUUGCCAUUAACAAGAAGGAUUUACCUGAAAACCAUAAGUGAAUCAGAGUCCUUUGUGAGUAAGUUCAGCAUAAGCAGCAAGCCAUUCCUAAUUUCCAUCACCCAUGUCUGAACGAAAUGCAACAAAUAUUGAUACUCCUCCCUGUCAAUAAACUCAACCCCACAGCCAGUCAGCCACAAGCAGUUGGCAUUGUUGGGGAUUUCUACUAAAGACACAAUCCGCCU